AUGGACGAGCCUGUCUCUAAUCAAACAGUUGUCUAUCUAACAGACCCUUACAAAGGCACAUUAAUCACCGACGAUUGCUAUGCCGCAAUUUCACUGGAAGUACUACCCCCUAAAGGACCUAUGAAUAGUGAUAACUGCAUCAUGCUUUCAUGCAACGACCACCCCUAUCUACGUCGACAAUACAUUCCAUCACAAGCCUACCUACGUCAGAACCCUCAGGUCAAGGUGGACUUUGUAUGGAUUGGCGUACCAAUGGAAUACGGAAUUUAUCGGAAAUUUUCGGAGAGAGAUUGGUUUCUAUCACUCAAGCAUGCUAUUGAGCAAGGUGAAUAUUCUAUCACGCGGAACCCGAAACGUGCAGGAGGUAGCCGCACUUUUUGGAUGCAAAUGAGAGGUUACUUUGGGUAUUCGGAAUAUAACCUGAUUUCUGCGGCUGCUGAGAGACAUGUUGAACUUAUAAAGCAGCUUGUACAGCAUGGGAUUGUAACUCUUAAGAAAGAAGGGAUCUUGUCGGUCCUUGGUCAUAGAAUUUGA
Penicillium angulare is the source of this 534-nucleotide messenger RNA. RefSeq lists its product as uncharacterized. The transcript has a single exon. Lineage: Eukaryota; Fungi; Ascomycota; Eurotiomycetes; Eurotiales; Aspergillaceae. The record is from RefSeq and is a predicted model, not a curated record. The coding region runs from base 1 to 534 and encodes 177 amino acids.